AUGUCUGCGCGAUUCCAAGCCUUUCUCACUUUUCGGUGGCUGCGGCCGCUGCGCCAAACUGCUGCUGCUCUUGCUGCUGCUGCUGGCAGCAGCAGGAACAGUUUUUCCCUCUCAGCUGCAGGCUACACCUCAGCAGAGGAGAGUGGCCGCGCAACAGCAGCAGCAGCAAAGCCCCCGUCUGCAGACGAACCAUUCCCCCGUGCAGCAGCAGCAGCAGCAGCAGCAGCAGCAGCAGGAACAGCAGCAGCAGCAGCAGCAGGAACAGGGGUUGACUGCACGGCCGUGCUGUCAGGCACUCCUGGGCAAGAGGGCUUUGCUGUUCAUUUCAAAAGGAAAGAUAACUCUUUUUGUUCUCCCUUACAUGAUAUUCCUCUCUUAGUGGGUGUUGGGGACCCCACAAGUGCUGCGUCUUCUGCUGCUGCAGUUGCUGCAGCUGCAGCAGCAGCGGAAGCGGCGGAGGCCGCAGCAGCGGGCCCCGCAGCAGCAGCAGCAGCUGCUGCUGCCGCGCCCCUCGUGAGAUUCGUCUCCGAGAUCCCCUGCGGAGACAGCAGCAAAUAUGAAAUUGUCUUGAGAGAGUCCUGGAAUCCAAUAAGACAAGACAGACACAAAGAUGUUGUUUUCUUUUUUGUCUUCUUUUUUCUCCUUUUGCUGCUACUGCUUUGCUGCUGCUGUGUUGUCCUUCUCUUCCGGUCUCCUUCGCUUUCUGCUGCUGCUGCUGCGCCUUCUCAAGCACAGCAACGCAGCAGCAGCAACACAGCAGCGACAAGACAGCAGCAACCCUGCAGCAGCAGCAACUCCGCAGCAGCAGCAGCAGCAACACAACAGCGACGCCACAGCAGCAACACAGCAGCAGCGCAGCAACAGCAGCAGCAGCAGCAGCAGCAGCAGCAGCAAAUCCAAGGGAACUUGUGCUGUGCUGCUCUCAGGCUGCCUCCGCAGCCUCCGCUGGCCAGUGCUGGGCUCGUGAUAGGGGCUUUGGCUCUGAUUGACAGCGGCUGCAUGGACUAUAAGAUUUUGGUUGUUUCUUCUCUUUCUCCUCUUUUUGGGGCCCUCAACUCUCCCCAAGACCUCGAGCUGCUGCGCCCUGGCUUUCUUGACUCUUUGAAGUUCUGGUUCAGCAACUACAAACUCAACACCCCGGGAGGCCCCUCAAAGCCCAACACUUUUGACUACGGAGGGGCCCCCUUGGGGGCCCCCCAGGCCUGGCGCAUCAUCGAGCACGCCCACCAAAGCUACUUGAGACUUCUAGCCAAUCCUGAGAUAGACCCCAACAUCUGGCUCCCACCUCAGCAGCAACCCUAG
Messenger RNA from Eimeria necatrix, 1302 nucleotides. Its product is annotated as soluble inorganic pyrophosphatase, putative. NCBI's taxonomy places the organism in Eukaryota, Apicomplexa, Conoidasida, Eucoccidiorida, Eimeriidae. Gene Ontology annotation, molecular function: inorganic diphosphate phosphatase activity; magnesium ion binding. Gene Ontology annotation, cellular component: cytoplasm. The transcript is spliced from 3 exons. The coding region runs from base 1 to 1302 and encodes 433 amino acids. Gene Ontology annotation, biological process: phosphate-containing compound metabolic process. The record is from RefSeq and is a predicted model, not a curated record.